Oryzias latipes (Japanese medaka) is the source of this 2072-nucleotide messenger RNA. RefSeq names its product RNA binding protein, mRNA processing factor 2a (gene rbpms2a). The record is from RefSeq and is a predicted model, not a curated record. Gene Ontology annotation, molecular function: protein homodimerization activity; RNA binding. Lineage: Eukaryota; Metazoa; Chordata; Actinopteri; Beloniformes; Adrianichthyidae.
UCCAAUGAAGGAAAAGUUUACUUAUUCCUUCUCCGCACAGUCCCGCAGCUGAGGGCAUUGAUGUGAGCGCAGAGGCUUCUCGGUUUUUACGCGCACUUCUUUUCCCCCCGUCUCUCACCCGCACGCACGGAGCACACGUCCACCUUGUCACCUUUCUAGUUUAGCGCGCGCGUCUGCAUUUCUUUUCCUCCUUUCUCCUCCUUUUUUAUGAAUGAUUCUCUCUCGUAAAACCUGUACCAGCCUUUCCUCGGAUACCGCACGUCCUCCUCACAUCGACACAUCUCUCCUCAAGUUCAAACGCCACCAGGACUUUCACUGCAGCUUCAGACGCACUUUGGGGAAAUAUCACUCGACCAGGAAAAACCUGAUCCUUUGCGCAGCAGCGGCAGCCGAAGCGACGGUCGACAUGAGUCUGAAAGCUGACGCAGAGCCGAACAACAACGUUUCCAUCGAGGAGGAGGUACGAACCCUGUUUGUCAGUGGUCUUCCAGUUGACAUCAAACCUCGGGAACUUUACCUCCUAUUCAGACCUUUUAAGGGUUAUGAAGGUUCACUGAUUAAAUUAACGUCAAAACAGCCUGUCGGGUUUGUAACCUUUGACAGUCGCUCUGGAGCUGAAGCUGCAAAAAAUGCACUGAAUGGUAUCCGUUUUGACCCCGAAAGCCCCCAGACCCUGCGCUUAGAGUUUGCUAAAGCCAACACCAAGAUGGCAAAGAGUAAGCUGAUGGCCACACCGAAUCCCACAAAUAUCCACCCCGCUCUAGGACCACACUUCAUUGCACGGGACCCAUAUGAUCUGACGGGGGCAGCACUGAUUCCAGCAUCCCCGGAUGCCUGGACCCCUUACCCUCUGUACACCACAGAGCUGACCCCAGGCCUUCCCCACGCAGCCUUCACCUACCCAGCUGCUGCUGCCGCUGCCGCAGCCCUCCAUGCCCAGAUGCGCUGGUACCCUUCUCCCUCUGAGACUUCCCAGCCUGGAUGGAAAUCCCGGCAGUUUUGUUAGAUAUUUAGCUUCUGGAAACCAUACCUUUGUCCAGCUGAAGUGAGGUUUGCCAAGCUCGUCAUUAAUUUAAUCAGGUUUAUUUAAUGAACAGUUGUUAUAAACAGUAUUUAUAUCUUUCCCCAAAUGACUUGGGGUGGGGGGGGUGGGGGAUGAGAAUUACAACAAUCUUGCUGUCGACAAUCUGAACUUCUCUUUGGCAACUAUUGUGGUACAUGUUAGCACUUCAAAACAACCUCAUGCAAAAUCAGCUCAGAUGCCAUGGACCAUAACUGAGGAAUAUUGACGUCAUAGUAAAGCUAGUUCCUCCAUGGGUUUCUCUUCUCCUGGGAGGUGUAGAAGUGUUAAGUCAUUGCAUGUUAGUCUUUCUUGGCAUGAAUUUAGAGCGCAGGUUUCUGUGUAUCCUUUUUGUUUUUUCUUUUUCUUAGUGUUUGUGUUGCCUUUUGGCCUAGACAGCAAAUUCCUUUAUAUAUAUUUUUUUGUAGUACCUUGGUCUUGCCUCUGUGAAAGCUAGGCUGUUGUGUAAAUGGCUUACCUCGCAUGGACCUUGUAAAUGCAUCCCUAUGUUCAGACAAUCCCCAGGCUCAUGAUCGUAUCAAUGUCUUAUUUUGAGCGAAGGAAAGCAAGGUUUUUUUUCCCCGUAGCAUAAUGUAUAUUUAUGCAUUUUUGUGCAACUAAAUAAUGAACCUCUAAUAAGUUGGAUGUUUAGACGUCUCUUGUGUUUCGGUGUUAAUUUUUGAUCCUGUAAUCCUGUUGAAGUAGUUUUAAAGAAAAGUGCAAUUUGUUUAAAGGGGAAGUGGAUACCUGGGGGAGGGGGGUGUAAGUAUUCUUGAUUGUGGCUUGGGCCAUUCUGCUAAAAUGAGAUUGCUGUAUAACGAUCUUUCAGAAUGUGACACUGGACUACAAACGUAAAGGUUGGUUUUUUUGGGGGACCAUUUUGAAAACUAAAGCAGGAUUCGACUGAUGGAGGAAUUUAGUUUGUGGUUUAGAACAUGUUCGUCUUUGUAUCUGCUGUGCAUAAGAUGUUAAAAAUAAUCCCAUCUUAUGAAUAAAAGAAAUGAAUGCAUCA